GCUCAUUUCCCCUGCUUCGUUGUCCGAACACGACCGACUGCGCCACCUCCUUUGAAUGACUCGUUCAUGAGGACAAAAUGUUCUCGAUUAUAACGAAUGUAUUCCCAAACCUGAGGCACUGCUGAUUCGAAGUUUAUAUGUACUUAAGUAGCCGGUUCGUUCUAAGGAAAAGACGAGCUUCAUUGAUGUAAACGCUCGAAGAAAGUUCUCUGCAGGCUAGUGCGUUAUUGCCAGAUUGUCAUCUUCAACACUAUGUUGAGCUUGAACAUACAAUCAAGAGAGCGCAUCCACUACAGAUGUAGUCGCUCGAGAUCAAAAAUCGAAAACGAAGAGGAAGUAAAGAUCGCUUGUUCCCAUCUUUUUAAGAAAACGACUUGAUAAAUUGACAUGAAAGAUUUAUAUUAUGCACGGUCAGCGAAAUUCACUGAACAUCAACUUCGAGCCUACAGCAGGAAAGUUGUUUGCAAGAAAGUUUUUUUUCCGGGCCGGCACGAAUAACUAUGUAUACUGAUAGGGGAUCUUCAUUUGAAAACCACGACACCGGCGUGCAUUGAACAUCGAUUUUAUUGAUCGCUAACCUAAUAAGAACAAUUCAUUCUUCUCUUCUUUUUCUUUUUAGAAGAAGACACUGCCUAGAACAAAAUGGCUCGUGGACACCAAGCUCAGCAAGCGAAGGAGAAAAAUGCCAAGGAGGCAGCGAAGAAGGCCAAAUCUGGUUCGCAAUUGACGGCGCAAAAAGUAGGGCUCAAGAUUAGCUGCAAGCUAUGCCUGGUAUAGAUGAAGUUUUCUUUUUGUUGUAUUAUCCAAGCGCAAUUAAAAUUUAGGCUUUGUGAAUCACAUGUGGGUCCUCAUACUCUUACUCUUACACCUCCUAGUUGAAGACCAGCAAUUUUCUGCAUUUUUACCAUCGAAAUGAGGGUAUGAAUAUCUUCAUUCUUCCACUGUCGUGAUACAGACAUGAAAUUUUCAAUUAUUUGAUGUGCUUCGUCUACAGGCGCCAAUGACGAACUACAAGUGCUUGGUGCAGCACUACGAGGCGAAACACCCAAAAGAAAAAUGCCCGACCGAGGAAGAAAUAUAGCACGAGCAUUUUUACCCAGUGCGUCGUUGCAUUGCACGGACGACGUCGCCCCAUUUGUAGCCCUACUGUACCUCUACGACAGAGAUGAAUGUUGUUCAGAAGGAGUAGAAGAACAAGAACAUCUUCACAGCGCAGCAAAUUACAGCGAUCCCAAGUGUUUCGACAGUGCAUCUUCAUCUUUGCAGCACGCCUGUGCCUACAACAAAGACGUUUUUUAUUGGCGCGGAGUCAAGGGGAGAAGGCCAAUGCGCCGAGCACAACUACGAAGAAGAACUGCAACAUGUAGCACUUGUGAUUGUUUAGGAUCCAGAAAGUUUGCUUUUGCAGAUCAUUGUUGUUCAUAUUUUACGCAAGAGUAGAGAGGAGCAAAAAUCAUGAACGCAUUCGCUCUUAAUCCGUACGAACUGUGCUAUCUUGAAGCCAUAUCCAUUCCAUCAUCGUGACGUGUUACGGAGGACUACCACCUGGAGCUAUGGUCUUGCUCGUGUUCUUCAU
Amoebophrya sp. A25 is the source of this 1576-nucleotide messenger RNA. The record is from the annotation of a GenBank genome assembly. Lineage: Eukaryota; Dinophyceae; Syndiniales; Amoebophryaceae.